Trifolium pratense (red clover) is the source of this 2822-nucleotide messenger RNA. RefSeq names its product CSC1-like protein At3g21620. Bases 231 to 2534 code for a protein of 767 amino acids. The record is from RefSeq and is a predicted model, not a curated record. NCBI's taxonomy places the organism in Eukaryota, Viridiplantae, Streptophyta, Magnoliopsida, Fabales, Fabaceae. Gene Ontology annotation, cellular component: plasma membrane. Gene Ontology annotation, molecular function: calcium-activated cation channel activity. The transcript has 12 exons.
UUGAAACUUUAUAUAAUUGCUGACUUAAUUUGGCUUCAGGGUUUUUCCCCAUUAUACCCCUGCUUGAGCGUUGAACUAACACCAACACUGUCACUCUCAUUAUCUCAAUUCUGGUUUCUUCAACUUCUUUUUCUUUAACCCUUUUCACUUUCACUUCAUUUUCUCUCUUCAGAAAUUCAGAAUUUUGGUGAUAGAUAAGGGAUUAGGUUGUUCAUAGUAAAUUGAAAAACAUGGCUUCACUUGGUGAUAUAGGACUUGCAGCUGCAAUAAACAUCCUUACUGCAUUUGCAUUCUUAAUAGCAUUCGCCAUACUUCGAAUUCAACCGAUAAACGAUAGGGUGUAUUUUCCGAAAUGGUAUCUGAGGGGUUUAAGGAGUAGUCCGUUGCAAGGAGGGGCGUUUGUGUCCAAGUUUGUUAAUAUAGACUUCAGGUCGUACAUAAGAUUCUUGAACUGGAUGCCUGCAGCAUUGCAAAUGCCGGAACCCGAAUUAAUUGAACACGCAGGCUUGGAUUCUGCUGUAUACUUGAGGAUCUACUUACUCGGGCUGAAAAUAUUUGUUCCUAUUUCACUCCUAGCUUUUUCUGUUAUGGUUCCUGUCAAUUGGACCAAUAACACCUUGGAACAUUCAAAUGUGGUUUAUACCAGCAUAGACAAGCUUUCGAUUUCAAAUAUUCCAGUUGGAUCAAAUAGAUUUUGGACUCACUUGGUAAUGGCUUAUGCUUUUACCUUCUGGACAUGCUAUAUCUUAAAAAGGGAGUAUCAGCUAAUUGCAACAAUGAGAUUGUCUUUUCUUGCUUCUGAAAGACGCCGUCCUGACCAAUUCACGGUACUUGUUAGAAAUGUACCACCAGAUGCUGAUGAAUCAGUCAGUGAGCUAGUCGAGCAUUUCUUUAUGGUCAAUCAUCCAGAUAACUAUCUCACUCAUCAGGUUGUUUACAAUGCAAAGGAACUCUCUAGUCUAGUUGCUAAGAAGAAAAAACAACAGAAUUGGCUUGAUUACUAUGAAAAUAAGUAUUCUAGAAACCAAACAACGAGACCAACUAAAAAGACUGGCUUUUUAGGUCUAUGUGGUAGUAAAGUGGAUGCUAUUGAUUUUUAUACUGCUGCAAUUGAGAGAUUAUCAAGAGACAUAGAGUUGGAGAAAGAAAAGGUCAUGAAGAAUCCUAAAUCUACAAUGCCAGCGGCUUUUGUUUCCUUCAAAACUCGUUGGGGUGCAUCAGUUUGUGCGCAAACUCAACAAACUAGAAAUCCAACGAUAUGGUUGACAGAAUGGGCCCCAGAACCCCGUGAUGUGUAUUGGGAUAACAUGGCAAUACCAUAUGUUUCACUCUCAAUAAGGAGGCUUGUAAUUGCUGUUGCUUUCUUCUUUCUUACAUUCUUUUUCAUGAUUCCCAUAGCAUUUGUACAGUCACUUGCUAAUAUUGAAGGCAUUGAAAAAGCAGCACCCUUCCUCAAGGACCUCAUUGAAAUAAAAUUCAUUAAAGCAUUUAUACAAGGUUUCCUUCCUGGGAUUGCUUUGAAGAUAUUCCUCAUUUUUUUGCCAACAAUAUUGAUGAUGAUGUCCAAGUUCGAAGGGUUUAUAAGCCGGUCUUCUCUUGAAAGAAGAUCAGCCACAAGAUAUUACAUCUUCCAGUUCAUUAACGUGUUUCUGGGGAGCAUAAUUACCGGGACUGCAUUCCAACAACUUGAUAAAUUCAUCCAUCAAUCUGCAAAUGAAAUUCCGAAGACAAUUGGUGUCUCGAUUCCAAUGAAAGCAACUUUCUUCAUAACAUACAUAAUGGUUGAUGGGUGGGCUGGAUGUGCUGGUGAGAUUUUAAGGUUGAAGCCUUUGAUAUUUUAUCACUUAAAGAAUUUCUUGUUGGUGAAGACCGAAAAAGACCGCGAAGAAGCAAUGGAUCCAGGGACUUUUGAUUUCAAUACAGGAGAACCUCAAAUACAACUUUAUUUCUUGCUUGGCCUUGUCUAUGCUGUGGUCACACCAUUUCUACUUCCAUACAUCAUUGUGUUCUUUGGUUUGGCAUAUCUUGUCUACCGUCAUCAGAUUAUAAAUGUGUACAACCAAGAGUAUGAGAGUGCCGGAGCUUUCUGGCCUGAUGUCCACGGACGUAUUGUAUUUGCAUUAGUUGUCUCACAACUGCUGUUAAUGGGAUUAUUGAGUACAAAAGAAGCUGCUAACUCAACUCCAUUACUCAUCGCUCUCCCAGUUUUGACAAUAUGGUUUCAUCGGUUUUGCAAGGGAAGCUAUGAACCUGCUUUUACUACUCAUCCAUUACAGGAAGCAAUGGUCAAAGACACAUUGGAGCGUACGAAAGAGCCAAACUUCAAUUUGAAAGAGUUCCUCCACAGUGCAUAUAUCCAUCCAGUUUUCAAAGAUGAUGAUGACACAGACAGUGAUGUGAUGAGUCAAGAGUGGAAGGAAGAGCCGGUAAUUGUCCAAACAAAACGCCAGUCGCGGAGGAACACACCUGCACCUAGCAAACAAAGUGGUGGUGGUUCAAUACCAUCCUCGAUGCAUGACACUGCUGAUGUCUGAUAAUGAGCAUUAUAACAGCCUUAGAGUUGAGUUACAUUGAAGUAAACGACCAAGUUGGUGUUGGAGCUUAAUGACAAGUGCAUGGUUACUGCAACAUAAUUCUGUUGGAGAGAUCGAUGGUUUCUACAGGUAGCACAGUUGGUUGGUUCACAAGUCACUCUUGUAAACAUUGCACAAUGAUUUCCAGGUUUUCUUUUGUAUAUAAAAAAUUAUGCAAAGUAUGAAAUUUUGGGAUGAGACUGAUAGGAGAAGUAUUCAGGUCAAAUUUUAAUAAGUUUUUUUAUCUGC